Molecule: messenger RNA, 1078 nt
Organism: Lemur catta (Ring-tailed lemur)
Lineage: Eukaryota; Metazoa; Chordata; Mammalia; Primates; Lemuridae
Gene: BCAS4
Product: breast carcinoma amplified sequence 4
Exons: 5
Coding region: 100-717 (205 amino acids)
Cellular component (GO): BLOC-1 complex
Source: RefSeq, a predicted model, not a curated record
CACCGGGUGGCGCUGCACGCUCGGCCCGCACUCCGGGAGCCCCGCGCCGCGACCGCCGGGCGUGCACCUGCCCCGCCUCCGCCAGGCGGGCCGCGGGGCAUGCAGCCGGGCGUGCGACGGGCCGGGGGCGGGGCUCCCAGGCCUGGGCGCGGCGACCGGCUCCCGGGCACCCUCCGCCAGCCCGACCCCGCCGCCCUCCUGAUGCUGCUCGUGGACGCCGACGGGCCGGAGCCGGUGCGCAACGGGGCGCGCGAGCUCGCGGUCUUCCUGACCCCCGAGCCCCGGGCCGAGGCGAAGGAGGUGGAGGAGACCAUCGAGGGGAUGCUCCUGAGGCUGGAGGAAUUUUGCAGCUUGACUGACAUGAUCAGGAGCGACACUUCACAGAUCCUGGAGGAAAACAUCCCACUCCUUAAGGCCAAAGUGGCAGAAGUGCGUGGCAUCUACGCCAAAGUGGACCGGCUAGAGGCCUUCGUCAGGAUGGUGGGGCGCCACGUUGCCUUCCUGGAAGCCGACGUGCUUCGGGCCGAGUGGGACCACGGGGCCUUCCCGCGGGCCCUGCGGAGGUGGCUGGGCGCCGCCGCGUGCCCCUCCCUCGGGAACAAACCGUCCGCGCCCCCGAUGUACGAGCUGCCCACGUUGUACAGGACCGAGGACCAUUUUCCCGUGGGUGACGGGGAGGCCGGGCAUCGAGCCCCUGGCUGCCGGCGGCGACUGUGAGCUGGAAGUGAAACUGUGCUACGGAGCAGCCCCGGUUUCUUUCUUUUUAUUGUUGCUGUUUUUGAAUUUCCUCCCCUUCCGCAUGUGGGGCCACAGCGUUUGGAGAAGAGCCGGCACCCACGUGUGGCGCAGCCUCCACCGUCGGCCUGCCUGGUGUUUCAACGGGGGAGAGGCGCCCAGGUGUGACCGUGGUUGAUGGUGGUGGGGAUGUCCCUUCUCCAUGAAGGGCUCUUCCUCCGUGGUGGGUGGGGUCCAGGGCCGCUGGCGUGGGCUGUGUGCUGAGACCCCAGUGCCCCUGGCCUGGAGGGCCAUCCCAAUAAAGGUGUCCAGAGCCCGCCCGUGGCCUGGGCACGAGGACUGG